AUGCCUGGUCCCUCACGAGAAGCCCCCAAGGCAAUCAACCGACAAACCACCACGCCAUUUCAUCUAAAGCUCUUCUACCGAGCAAACAACUACCACCAUCUCUCCGAUUAUAACACGCCUGCACCAUCCCGACCUGCUACACCACUGCCCGCGCAUCUGGAGAUCUACACCUGGCAAUCCUGCACGCUUCGCGAGUUAUCACAGCUUCUCACUUCCGCCCUGCCUUCAUUACUUCCAGACCCGCCUGUUGGUACUCGGCUUUGCUAUCGACUGGUGUUCCCUGAUGCACGCGGUGCGGCGAUGAUGGGUCCCGAUGCGCGCGGGAAAUAUACGAGUCGCGAUCUGGGUACUGUGAUCGUGGGACCGAGGGAUAGUCCGUACCGGGGUGAUGAGGAUGCGGAUGAUCGAGCGGAGGCUAGGCCUCGCGCUGGUCCGCCGAGAUUCACGGGCUCCGAGACCGAUAAGACUUUGCAGGAUGCGAGGUUUUUGAUUGGGGAUUAUGUGGAGUGUGCUAUUCUGCCUCCUCUAGACGAUGGGUCAGUUGCGCCGCCUCUCCGGGGCAGUUCUGGUCCGCCGCCGCUCGGUGGAGGUGGAGGAGGUGGAGGUAUGCGUGCUUUCCGGGAUAAUGGAUUCCCAAGGCCUGGUCGUGGUGGGCGAGGUGGUGAUCGAGGAGGUCCACCUGCUUUGCCAGUGGGGGAUUGGAAGCGUGGAGAGAGACUGCCAGAAGGGGGAGGUAGAGGAGAUCGUGGGGAGCGAGGCGGCCGAGGAGGUCGUCGUGGCUGGAACCCUUAUUGA
Messenger RNA from Penicillium cosmopolitanum, 795 nucleotides. RefSeq names its product SAP18 family protein. Bases 1 to 795 code for a protein of 264 amino acids. Gene Ontology annotation, biological process: negative regulation of DNA-templated transcription. Gene Ontology annotation, cellular component: nucleus. The transcript has 2 exons. The record is from RefSeq and is a predicted model, not a curated record. Gene Ontology annotation, molecular function: transcription corepressor activity; transcription factor binding. NCBI's taxonomy places the organism in Eukaryota, Fungi, Ascomycota, Eurotiomycetes, Eurotiales, Aspergillaceae.